Molecule: messenger RNA, 6723 nt
Organism: Aspergillus puulaauensis
Lineage: Eukaryota; Fungi; Ascomycota; Eurotiomycetes; Eurotiales; Aspergillaceae
Exons: 3
Coding region: 1-6723 (2240 amino acids)
Source: RefSeq, a predicted model, not a curated record
AUGUCUUCGCAUAACCGUGAGGGUUCCCGCGAUCGGGAGCUGGUCCUCAGCAGACACCAGACUGUGCCCAUGUGGGACAGUUCUGAUCCAGAGCGGGCACCACCACCACUACCAUUGAACCCUGGCUCGACGAGUCCGGUAACCAAAGCAAAUGUCUCCCCAGGUAUCCAGGCGGUAGCAGCAAACUUCACAGAAAAGAUGCGCGAGAACUCCCCCAGCCCAUACACUACCAACCCUAUGACGCCUAAGUCACCAGAGAAGUCCCUCAUUAAGGGCCAAUUCCACAAGCGGAUGCAGUCGCUGCAGAACACCGAUACGCGCUCAGAAUUCUUGAACUACCUGGAGAACCGGUCACCAGAGCGCCCACUGCGCGCAUCAUUUUCUGAUCAAAGCCCAAAACAGUUUGAGAAGAGCGCACUCAAGGCUGAGAGUCCGCAAGAUCAAGAGAACUCAGAAGAACCUUCGAGUCUACUCAUCUCUAACCGCUACCUUUCUAGGCCGCUCUUUGGCGAAAGUACACCUCCUUCUGCUACAAUGCUUGCUCUACAGAACAUGCAAUUACCUCCUGAAAACGAGGCGCAGGUAAACACCAAAGAUGUCGAUCCGCCUUCAGAGCCCAAACCUGCGCAGUCCAGUAGCUUCGAAUUUUUGUCGAACCAAAUCCUCAGCCUCACAGAUAUCGCCAGCAAUCUCCAGCGCGAGAUGUCGCAGCUGAGUCGACGGAGCAAAGACAAUGCUACGGAUUUAGUCAGCCUCAAAGCUGCAACUAACGCCCGCGACGAGGACAUUCGGAAAAGCCUUCGUGAUUUGUCCUCGAACCUGGCUUCCAAGUUCCUGGACGGUGACACUGCCACAAGUUCUCCAAACUCGAAGAAGAGUCACUCUGUCCCGAAAAUGCAAAGCCCUAAUCCUUUCGUUGCGGCUAUGGAACGUGAAUUUACCGCUUCUCCUGGCCCUAUGACAGACGGAUCUGCUAGUAUCGCCCUGUUAGAGAAGGUUCUGCGAGAGAUGGCAACAAAGGAAGGACAGGAAAAACUCUUAGAGCUCGUGGACGAACUCAAAGCUCGCCCAACCUCCGAUGAUUCCAGCAAGAGCGUCGACAACACGGUGACGAAAAUGCUGGAGGAAAUCCUCAAUAUCGUAAAACAGGACUCCGGAACCAAGGCUCUCGUGCGCUCGCGAAACGCAGGUCCUGACCUAGAUAUGAAUGCCACCUCUGCACGGUCUGUCGACUCGGAGCAGGGCUUUGCACGCGACAUGGGCGUUAUGCACGGAAACCACCCACGUGUCGUCAACCGUUCUACAUCUGAAGGGCAGAGCUCCACUACGAACGAAAUGAUGGAUAUAAUGAAACGUGUCAGAAGCAGUGUCAUUGAAGGGGGUGGAAUGACAAAUGAGGUGAAGGCUCUAGUGCGAGAACUCCGUGGAGAAGUUCUGGGAAUGGGUAGAAACCUAGCCAGCAAGUUGGAGGACGCUGAGCGUACUCGAGCUAUUGAGGACACACCCAGAGGGCCCGGGCCCGACGAAAUCGCCCAUAUCAUCGACGGCAGCCUACAGGACCUUCGCUCUCAUUUGAGCGCCAUUAUGAACGACAACAAGCAACAUUCCUCUGCGCUUAACGAAUUACGAGCUGCUAUGGACGGCGCCGAAAUAUACUCGGUCGUCCAGAAGGCUUUGGACCAUUCUAGCAUGGCUCAGCUCCGUGAUGAGCCGGAAGGUGCUCGGAUGCAAAAGGAGGACAUCCUCGAAGCAGUCCGAGAGGCCUGGGAGACGUAUAAACCGGAAAUUGAGCUGCAGAACUUCGGUCUUGAGCGAGAUGAGAUCCUUGAGUGUCUCUCGGAGGGUCUCAAAGCCUACCAACCACAGCAUGAGCAAGCUGUUACGUACGACCAGGUCCUGGCGGCGGUUCAGGCUGGAAUACAACAAUUCGAGCAGCCUCCGGCAAUUACAAAAGACGAAAUCGUCCACACUAUUCAAGAGUGUCUCCAGCAUUCUCAGCCUCGUUCUUUGGAUGAUGAACAGCUGGCUGUCAUUCGAGACGAAGUACUACACGCAGUCACUGAAUCCAUGACAUCUCAGAGUGCCCUUACAAGAGAUUCUUUCGACUCGGGUCUCGGGCGUGAUGAGAUUCUGAGCGCCGUGUCUGAUGGGAUUGGAGCACAUAUGCUCUCAGGAAAGGGUCACGACCACCCAUCAAUUACAAAGGAAGAUGUCACCCACAUUAUCAACGAGGCUUUCUCCUCCCAGCAGCCUGUCCUUUCUCGAGAAGUCGAACCAACCAUUUCCCGCGAUGAAAUUCUCAACGCCAUUACAGAAGGCCUCGACAGUCAAAACUCAAUUCCCAGGGAAAUUGAACUGAACAAAGAGGAUCUGAUGGAAGCUAUCACUUCAGGUCUCAACGAGGUAACUGCGAACGCCAAUCACGGUCUAAGCGAAGAAAUCAUGGAGCGACUUCAAGAGCGACUUGACGAGUUCAAGGCGGAAGUGAAACAGCGAUCCCCCGUACCAGAUGCAGACACAGAACAGGCCCUGAAUUCUAUCAAUGAAAGCAUUACCGUUUUGCGCCAGGACGUUGAAGGGUAUGCCACGACUGCGUCAGAGGCAUCUGGGAAGUACGAGAUCCUGGAUACGGUCAAGGAAGGCUUCCGCCUACUCCAGGCAGAUUUGGAGAAGACGAUAACGGAAAACGCUAUUGUGAACAGAUCUGUGGGCAACCCGGACACGCCUGAGCUCCUCGACGCCAUGGAAAAGGAGUUCGAACACCUCCGCCAGACUUUGAGCUCUUUGCUUCGAAGCAAUCCUUCGGGGGAUAAGGAAGAAAUCCUCGAUGCUAUUCGAGAUAUCUCUGAAAGCCAUAAACCCGAGAAAGACGAUAGUAUCUCGAAUAUGAUACAGCGCGAGUUCGAAAGCCUGCGUGAGUCUUUGACGAUGAGUAUCGUUCCUGCAGAGCAGAAGAGUGAAAAGGAUGACAUUAUCGCCGCUGUUCAAGCUACUAUGGAAUCAUUCCAUGCGGAAAAGAGUCAGACCACCAGGGAUAUUCCCGAUAUGCCUGAUAAGGACGACAUUAUCGCUGCUAUCCAUGCCACUCUAGAAACUUCUCGUGAGGAGAGAGCUGAAGUCAAGGACACGAUUGACAAGGACGAGAUUAUCACAGCCGUCCAAGCGACUCUCGAGGCUUUCCACGAGGAGAAGAGCCAAGUCAAGGAUAGUACCGACAAAGACGAAAUACUCAACGCUAUCCGUGAGAUCUCAGAGAGUCGCAAGGCGAGCAACGAUGAAGAUAUCUCCAAGAUAGUCCAGCAGGAGUUUGCAACCCUACGUGAUACACUGAUGAGUAGCGUUGUUCCGGCGGAGCAAAAGAGCGAUAAGGAUGAUAUUAUAGCUGCUGUUCAAGCUGCCUUGGAAUCUUUCCACGAGGAGAAGGAUCAGACCAGGGACAUCGGUAGUGAGAGCGCUCCCAACACAGACCUCAAGGACGCAUUCCACGAUGGCGUUGGUAUUCUUAAAGAAGACCUUGCAAAACUUCUCGAGCGACCAGCCGAGCUCAACCACUCAGAGCUCCUUGACACGCUAAGGGAUGGCCUAGGCGGCCUUAAAGCUGAAGUCGAAGCGCUCCGCCAGUCCCAGACAGCGUCGGAGGGGAACACUGGCUCGCGAGAAUUGACGCUUGCCGAUGAACCCGGCAAGGAAAGUGACAUUGAGUCACUCAGAACUCUUAUUUCCCAGAUUCAAGUCAAGGUCGACGCUAUCGAAGCCGCUCCACGAUCUCCGGAUUUACCCGAGGACAUGCUAAAGAGGGAGCAUAUGGACGAGGUUUUGGUAGGACUGCACGAACUUCAGAGCUCUGUGGCUGGCAUUGUCGCUCGUGAGAAUCCUGCGGCUGAAACAUCCGCUAAGAAGGAGGACACCGACGCCAUCGAGACACUCCUUCGAAAUACGAAAUCUCAGCUCGACGAGAUGGUGUUCCCCGCGCCUGAUGAGAUAGCGCGUGCUGAACAACUAGGAAACCUCGAAGAGAUUGUCAAGGAAACCAAGGAUGUCGUCACCGAAGUUUAUGGCCGCCUUGAAUCCGAAUGUCCGACAAAGGCUGACAUCGGUACCCUGGAAACACUCUUGAAGGACAUGUGGCUUGCUCUCGAUGAAUCUAAGAGCAAAGAAGGCGAAAAAGAAGGAGAGGGGGAGGAAGACGCCCAGAGGAGCAUCGAGACUGAGGCUGAGAAAUUGGUCAAAUCAGACUUGCAGACAGUCGAGGCUAUGAUCUUUGAAGUCAAAACUCAAGUCGAAGAGCUCAAGCUGCCAGAUGUCGAAGCCCUCCCCACGAAGAGCGAAAUUCAGGAGAUCGCUACUCUUAUGAACGAGUUCAAAGAGAAGUUGGAGGCCGACCAGGAGCUAACUGGGCAAGGAUUCGAAGCACGAAAGAUCGAACACGCUGGUUUAGCUGAGAGGAUCGAAGAGGCUAAGACUGUUGUCGAGGGCCUCGGGGAGGAGCUCAAAAGCAAACUCGACGGCAGCCACGAAGGACUUUCAGAGCUCAAACAACUCCUGGAGGGCCUCGCCACCUCUGCGGAAAGCUUCACCACUGUUGAGAAUGUCAAUGAGCUCACUGAGCUCAUCAACCGCGAGUUUGAGCGUGCACGCGGUGAACAGGAUGCCACCAAACUCGAAAAAGAGGAGCGAGAUGCUGCUGUCCUUGUUAAGCAUGAUGAGACAAAGGCCGCUAUUAUCGUUGAGCUCGGUAAUAAAAUUGACGAGAAGCUCAGUGAGAUCAUCGCCAAGUAUGAUGAAGCCCAAUAUUCGGUGGAUAGCAAGUUCACAGAAGCCGCCGAGCGUGGCAAUGAGCACCUUGAAGCCGUGACAAAUACGAAAUCUCUGGCAGAAGAUAUCAAACUUGUCAUCGGCUCCAUGGGCGACAGCGUCAAUGAGGCAUGUGAGCGGAUGAGCGCCGAUGCGAAGACAUUCUUCGAGAAAGUCGAUGUCUCGUACAACAAGAUGGAGGAGAUGCACAACGAGGUCAAAACACAGCAAGAGCAGGCGCGGUCUGACGCUGAACGGGCGGCUGCUGCUACUGAGCGUGUUGAGACCAAGCUACACGAGUUCCAUCCUCAGGUUCUGGAAUCUAUUCAGCAAAUCCUUUCUAUUGUCGGUCAACAUUACGACCACGCCAAAGAAACUGCACAAGACCUCAAGAUGGAUCUAUCCGUCCUCCCCACAACCAUUCCUCAAAUGCUGCCCGCUUUACCGCCCCCCGAGUCGGAAAAAUACGAUGACAGAGAACUGCACGAGAAAUUGAACAACAUUAUGGAGCACUCGAAGGGCAGCCAGGUUCAAGAUACGCUCAAUGUUCUGAUUGAGCGUGUUACCUCUGAUCAAGUGCACGAUAAACUGGAUCAGCUCCUAAAUAAAACAUCCAGCACCAACGGUGAAAUUUAUGCGAAGAUGAAUGAACUACUUGGCCAUGCGGCGAAAGGUCCAAUUCACGAUAAACUCGACACGCUCAUUGGCCAUGCGACAAAUACCGACCAAUCCGUCCACCAGAUGAUGAAGCUUGACGAGAUGCACAAGGAUAUUAUGGACACAUCACGCAAAAUGAACGAGAUGCUAACCGCACAAUCAGCUCUUGUGGCGGAGGACACUGAACGCAGGCGCAAGGAGGCUGAAGAGGCCGCCGUUGCUCUAGAGCGCAGAACGGCACAGCGAGAACAGAUUGAGGCAGAAAUCCUCAAUCUCAAGGAUGAAAAGGAAUCUAUGCUAGCCAUGAUUCAAAGACUCAAAACCGAGAAAGACGGACUUGCUGCCCAUAAUGCUAAGCUCAACAAGGAAGUGUCCGGUCUGGAAACUGCUCUCGAGCUGCGUCACGAAGAGAUGCAAGUCAUGGAAGAGCGUGCCGACAGCUUGGAGAAACGAAUCCUGGAGGGUGUGCUUGAUCAUGCUCGUACUGUUCUUCUUAACCGACCCAGCAGCACGCACAGUUUAUCUAUGAAGAAGGUACGCGGUGGCACACGAGCCCGUAAUUCCAGUGUUUCAAGCACUACAAGCACCGCCAAGGGUGCUCCCAGCGUUCUCGGCAGCAGCAUUGGACUGGCAAUGAAAAAGCGAGCUCAGGCGGCGUCACAGACAACAUCUAGCGCUGCACCAGCCGCGAAUAAGGAAAGGAGAAUACUCAGUCUCAGUCACGUUACGGGGAACCGUGGGUUAGCGGACAGGCAGUCAGGCACACCCAGCGGUCUUACGAAUCUCAAGCGGAGCCAGUCGGUCAAAUCCAACUUCUCUUACCGCAAGUCUUCAUGGGGUGGUAGGAGCUCAGUGGCCAACAAAGAGAAUGACUUCCCUGAAGUCUUCCCUGAAGAAGAAGAGAAUCGAAGCGAAGAUGGGAGUGAUACCGGGACGGAAAGGAGGACGAGCUACACGGGAAGCUACGCCGACAGCAUGUCAUACGGCCCAGGAAGUGUUGUCUCAACGAAUCGGCAGGUCAGCACAACCAGCACUACCACCGGGACGGUCACUACCAGUCCGCAGUCCGCUAUAGAUGAGGAUGAUGAAGGUGAAGAGGACCGAACGACGGAGAGAGAUGAAAAUGACGCCCCGGAGGAAGAUGUCAAGGCAGAUGAGCCUGAGGACAAUCCGCAAUAUGAGGAACUAGAUGCAGAGGCAUCUAAAAUGGUGCUUUAUGCGCCUCCUAGUGACAGCGGACUUGGCUCAGAGAUCACGAGCACAGCGGGCUGA